AUGGGUUAUGCAAUGCAGAGCAGCCAAGGAGAGCAGAACUCAUCCGGAGCGACCAACAAAACAAUUAAUGUGACAUUUGUGAUUGAUGACUUUGCAGGCGUGAAUGCAUUGGCUGACAGGAACAGCCGUGCGGUUGUUAGAGUUGGAUGGAUGAGGUCGAUGUUGACGUCGAUUGUUAAUGUUAAAGAAUUUGAGAUGUUUAUGAAUAGUGAAAGUGCUAGAAGAAGCGGAGGAGGUAGAAGAAUAAGCAUGGCUGUUGCAUGCAGUUCCAAGCUGAUUGAUGUAGUGCCAGGCAUUCUGGGGUGUAAUGUGGAGAUCGAUGAGCUUAUGAGGAGAUACAGGCUGGUAUGCAAGGAUAGGGCGGUACAUCCAUUGACUGAGCUUGGCGAUCUUGAAAAUGGAAGUACUGUUGCGAUUGUUCGGAUUGCACAUGCAAAUGAUGGCAGAAUACUGUCCAUUCAUGAUUGGGCAAUGAUGAGGAAUGCGGUGUGUGGGCUGAGGAAUCAAGGAAACACGUGUUUUAUGAACAGCGGACUGCAGUGCUUGAUGAAUUGCUGGAAGUUUUCUGAGUACUUUAUACAUAAAGAGCAUGAACUGGUGCUGAACACAAGCCUGCCGAAGAAGGCUAUGCUUGUUGAUGCAUACUACAGACUUGUUCAACAGAUGCAUGAUGGAAAGACUCGUGUGAUCACGCCGGGUGAGAUGAAGAAGAGGAUGGGUGACUUGUACAUUGAAUAUGAUUAUAACGAGGAGCAGGAUGUUAUUGAGUUUGUUGGCAAGCUUCUCUACUCGCUCCAUGAGGGAAUGGUAAGCAUGCCAGGCAAUAAUGAUGGUGGGUGGUGGAGCUGCAACAAGUCGAUUGUGACAAAUCUGUUUUUCUUUGAUCUGAAAUCAACACUAGGGUGUUUGAGAUGCAGCAAGGAGAAGAUUUGCAUCGAUCCUUGCAUGUACUUGUCACUACCGAUUCCUCUAAGGCGCAGAAGCGAUGUGUUGUUGUUCUACGAAUCGGUGGAUAGAAGACCUGUGAGCAUACGUGUGAAUGAGAAGCUCGAAGUAGAAGAAAUGAAGGCAAUGAUGCGAAAGGAUUACGGAGUGAGAGGUAUGAUUAUCUGUGUGGUCUAUGACAGAAAGGGGGGCGCAGAGGAAGUCAAGGAUGGAAUUCUGAAAGACAUUGGCCGUAAGUUGUUUUGUUACGAAUACUUUGAAGAGAAGAUUGGGUCAUACUUCUGGAUAUCCCUGAAGAGCAGGGGAAUGCUUAUGGAGAAGGCACUAGGCAUUGGAUUAUUGGGGCAUGGAAAGCUGGCCGAUGAGUCUUGUACGUAUAGAGCGGUGUGCGAUGCGCUUCUUCAUGUUGUUGAUCGAGAAAACAAGUGGAUGCUUGAUGAUCGAGCGGUGUCCUCGUAUCUGAAGUUGGAGUAUGCCUCGAAUGCAGAUGGAGGGCUGUUAGGUAUACCUAUUGUAACUGUGAUCAGUAAGAGCUAUCGAGGAAGUAGGGUGUUUGAUGGGCCAUGCAGCAUUCCUUGCAUUAUCACAGACAGGAGGGAUGGAUUGACUACGAUUGAGGACUGUUUGGAUGUGUUUCUUGAGAAAGAGGAGUUUGGGUGUCUUGAGCUUCUUGAGUGCGAGGGAUGUGGAGGAAAGCAGAGGUUUUCAAAGAAGAUAGACUUUGGAAGCCAUCCUGUAUAUCUGAUUAUCCAAUUGAAGCGGUUUGAGUAUGUAAAUGGAGCAAUAAUGAAGAUAUCCACGCCUGUUGCGUAUUCAACGGAGGAGAUGGUUGUAGGAGGCAUGCGCUACAAAACAAUUGGGGUGUGCAACCAUGACUCGGAAUACUCCACAGCCACUGGGCAUUAUGUAAGCUAUGUAAGGAAGGACAGGUGGUACCUGUGCAAUGAUCAGAGGAUUAGUGAGGCGAAUGGUGUGAGCAAGGACGACACAUAUGUUAUUUUUCUGGAAAGAAUAGAGUAG
Ordospora pajunii is the source of this 1965-nucleotide messenger RNA. Its product is annotated as ubiquitin carboxyl-terminal hydrolase. Bases 1 to 1965 code for a protein of 654 amino acids. Gene Ontology annotation, molecular function: cysteine-type deubiquitinase activity. The record is from RefSeq and is a predicted model, not a curated record. Lineage: Eukaryota; Fungi; Microsporidia; Ordosporidae. Gene Ontology annotation, biological process: protein deubiquitination. The transcript has a single exon.